AUGUUUAGCACUAGCUUCGAAGAGUUCUGCGACUUCAACGACAGCAUUUGCAGCAAUGACUCCGGGUUUGAAAGAUCGUACACAGACUCCUUAGCCACGCCAACUAUAAACACACCGAAAUCCGAUACAAUAGACCACGGUAUUUCUCUCACACCGACGAAAGAUAAUCCAGUAAGACGAAAACUUUUCACAGAUGACUUCGCAUACCCAUUUCCGAAUUCUGUUGGAGACAUCAAAACAUUUGAAGAUUUUCAACCAAUUACAUCUACACCUAUUAAAGGAAAAGAUAAGAAAUUAAAGGAUCCCAAUAAACCAAAGAGAAAAUAUGCUAAUGGGAAGAAUAGAGUGACGAGAUCGAAAAGUCCUACUCAGAUCAUGAAGAUUAAAAGAAAUAGAAGAAUCAAAGCGAAUGACAGAGAGAGAAAUCGAAUGCAUAUGUUAAAUGAAGCUUUAGAUAGGCUUAGGUGUGUCCUACCAACGUUUCCUGAAGAUACGAAAUUAACCAAAAUUGAGACUCUUCGUUUCGCUCACAACUACAUAUUUGCUUUAAGCCAAACUCUAGAAGCAUUAGACAAUAUAAAUUCGGGACAGACAAACAAUUAUAAUUUAAGCUGUGAAUUAACUGAAUCGAAACCAAAUAAGGACGCGUUCCGUGAGAUAUUCUUACUACCAGAUAAGACUGAAGAUAAAGGUGACGGUAGUUACAGAAACUUCCAAGGUUUUAGCAAACCGUUCCCCAACGGAUCUAACUUCUUUCAAACAUCAGAAGGAGUUCUGAUAAACGUUGGUAAUGUGACUGUAUCCGUUAAUAACAAAGGUGGGAAUUGUAUAACAUCUACUACUGGAAGUGGCUUCUUCACGAAUCCGUCGAGUUACGGAGAUGAUAUACUAACCCAGAACUGCUACAAUCCGCGACCACAAGAAUUCUACAACUGUUACAAUAACAAUCUCGACGUGGAUAGUACGAAGGAAUACUUCAAUGAGAAGAAUUACGCCAUGUUCAAAAAUGCUUUUGACGUGGCGGCAAAAAGUAAAUAUGAAAAUGAUCCAUACAAUAGUAAUUACGGAAAUUAUAAUAACCAAAUGUAUGGUUAUAACCAAAGGUUCGACUACGCUCAUGAGACUAGCUUUCCUCAAAAUCUUCACUACGAAGAACAACGAUACAGGCAUUAUUAUAGAAACCAAAGUGUUGUAAACGCGAAAAUAUGA
Molecule: messenger RNA, 1209 nt
Organism: Leptosia nina
Lineage: Eukaryota; Metazoa; Arthropoda; Insecta; Lepidoptera; Pieridae
Source: the annotation of a GenBank genome assembly